Molecule: messenger RNA, 1857 nt
Organism: Auxenochlorella protothecoides
Lineage: Eukaryota; Viridiplantae; Chlorophyta; Trebouxiophyceae; Chlorellales; Chlorellaceae
Product: DNA replication complex GINS protein PSF2
Exons: 6
Coding region: 1-1857 (618 amino acids)
Biological process (GO): double-strand break repair via break-induced replication; DNA replication
Cellular component (GO): GINS complex; nucleus
Source: RefSeq, a predicted model, not a curated record
AUGAAACCACUUCCCUGGAUGAAUGUGGACCACUUGGAAGCUGUCCUCAAUCUGGAUCGAAGAGAUGCCACGGCUUUCCAGCCCCUGCCCUUCCACUACAUUGAGAUCGCACACUUUCUGUUCACUGCCGGCACCGACGAGGCGCUGGCCUCUGGGAUCUUUGGGGACAAUCUGACGCGAAUCAAGGACCUCGUGGAGUUGGUACAGAAGGCGAGAAUGGCCAAGGUGCUGGCCGGCCUGUCCACCCUCCAGGGAGCCAUGACGGUGAAGCUGAACAACCUGGCUGCCAUGGAGAUCAACGCAGUGCGCCCUUUCUUCUUGGGAGCACUCGACAUGUUCCAUGAGUACCAAAAGGACCCCGACGCUGACGCUGGGCAUGGGAACCGGGAUGAUCAGGGGACCUGGUAUGGCGAGGCCGCCCGGCGGACUCCGAAACUGCUGGAGCUCCCGCUGCCUGCCCUCUCCCUCAUCUUCGACAUCGCCAUAAAGAGGCAUCGCAUCGAGGCCCGGUUCCUGAAAUCGCCGGCGGUCCGAUCAUGGGAGAAGGAUCCCCGCAACACGCUGCCCCUCCUGUGCAAGUCCGCCCCGGCGGCCUGCCUGGCGGCGGGGCUGUGGCACGACCUCUCCAUCAACCUGUCCAGCAUCACGGCCUACCGCCGCCCCGUCUUUGAGGGCAUGAUCGCCGCCAGGCUGGGCACCGCGCGCGCGCUGGACGUCAGCCCCCCCGCCCGCGUGUCCUUUGGCAUCGGCACCUGGAACGCCUGGCUCCUGCCCCACCUCACCGCCUCGGCCGCGCCAGCCCUGCAGCGGCUCACGCUGUACUACCUGCGACCCGAGGACCUCAACAUCCCCCAGCUGCCGGGGUCGGUGGAGGCCCUGGCCCUGCGCUUCCAGGGCAGCGCGGCGGCUGACGAGGACAUGCUGCACCAGCUGUCCCGCCUCCCGCACCUGACGUCGCUGGACAUCAGGGUCACGUGGCCUGCGCUGCUGGCCGCCUUUGGGCCAGCAGCCGUGCCGGGGUCCUGGAGCCUCAUACGCAAACUCACGCUGCGCGUCGGCGAGCCCGCCCCGCCGGGCCUGGAUGCGGGCGAGGCGCUCCGGGGCCUCUCUGAAGCCUGCCCCCGCCUGGCCUCCCUGGCCCUCUUCCUCCCCGCCAUCCAGCUCCCCGCCUCCCUCGCCGGGCUGCAUGAGCUGCGCCGUCUGGCGCUGCACUCCCCGGAGGCGCUGGUGGAGGGCCUGGAGGCCCUCCACCAGUCCCCGCUCCUGCUGCUCUCGGUGGCGGGGGUGGCCCGACCCCCCGGCCUGUCCUCCUCCUUUCUUCGCCUGGAGCUGCCGGAGAGCAGGCUGCAGGAGGUCAUGGACCAGCUGGGGUCCCUGUGCAGCCUGCGCUGCCUUGCGCUGCGCGGCCGCAUAGCGUGGGACACGGGUCUCACACGCACGCUGCGCCCCGCCUGGCCGCGCCUGGCCGUCCUCCAGGUGGCCUGCCACUCGACAGUGGAUGUGCGCCUGCCCGCCGGCCUGCGGGUGCUGAGGGUGCAGGACACCGACGGCGAGCAGAUGAUGCCGGGCGGCAACUUUGGGGCCAAGGGACGCCUGGACCUGUGCCUGCCUACGAGCUUGCAGGCUCUGGACCUGGUGUCCAGCAGGCGGGGCGUGGAGUGGCAGGACAAAAGGAACCCCGGCACCCUGCGCCUCCUGGGCCUGGCCAGGCAUUGCAGGGUGCACCCAGAGCUCCCUGCAGUGGAGAGGGUGGUGCACAGCAGCCUCGAUUUCUGGGAGGGAGCGGCGUUGCUACCGGGGAUCCAGCUGUCGCCGGAUGAGCUGGCUGUGCUCAUGGACACUAGGGAGGAUGCGUAA